This is a messenger RNA of Rhinocladiella mackenziei CBS 650.93, 1476 nucleotides long. RefSeq lists its product as uncharacterized. Lineage: Eukaryota; Fungi; Ascomycota; Eurotiomycetes; Chaetothyriales; Herpotrichiellaceae. The record is from RefSeq and is a predicted model, not a curated record. The coding region runs from base 1 to 1476 and encodes 491 amino acids. The transcript is spliced from 5 exons.
AUGUCGACGACUCGUUGGACAAUCCAUGAGGUGGAAAAUUGGGACGAGGAGCAAUUGCUCGAAUGGGUCCGGCGAACAAAACCAAACAUUUUCCGCGAUGACGAGGAUGUUUUGACAUUCAAAGUGGCAAAAAUCGAUGGCUCCGUCUUCUUGGAAAAUGCUAAAAAUCUAGACUUCUUCAAGCAAACUCAUCUGCCCCUUGGAGUCUAUAGCGCUCUUGCGGCUCUUGCGGGAAUAGUGAGCAAACAAAGGGAUAAAACUGAUACACCUGAAGAGCCACCCAUUUCGCCAAAAAGACGUCAAAAAGAUGAAGAUGAAGACGAACUGACACAAUUAGCCAUCGAAGCGAGUAAGCGAAGAAAGGCCAUUAAAGAUAUGAUUACUCAGAUGAACGACUUUCCUAACCAGUAUUCUAAUUCCGUCGAUCCUCUUCCUGGAGCUGUCGAUAAACUUUCCAACCCCACAUUAAAUCACACGCUCGACUUCCCAUUUGUCGGCCCGAUGCCAGAACGAUUCAAAGAGCCCGGUAUAGCUAGAAGAAAGUGGCUAUAUAUGGGGAGAACAAUGUUCAAAUACUUCCUCCAAGAGGUAAAGAAAGUGCGAAAGAGUCGCUCUUACGAGAGGUGCUGGCUCUAUGGAACCCAGGGCUUUGGGAAGUCUCGCCUUCUAGCCGCCCUUGUCUGCUACUUUGCUGCUCAAGAUGAACGGGUCGUCUACCUACCGGAUUACCAGGCGUUGCUCGAUGACCCUGUUCCUUACGUCGUAGUAGCAAUGCUGUUCGCCUGGGCCGACGAUUUCGCCACCCAGAAGAAGAUUAUAGCCCUACGCACUGAAGACCAGAUCGAGAUAUUCUGCAAGAAUCAAAAAAACGUCAUAUUUAUCGUUGAUCAGAUGAGUGCUCUUAAGACUAAAGGCAUUGCAAAUAGACAGGAGGCCGAAAGGAUACGUCGCUGGGUGAACAGAUUCACCUUCGUCAAUAAAGCAAUCUUCAGCUCCUCUGCAAAUUGUGCGAACGACCUUGAAGGGCUGGGCCAUCAGAGCCCAAACUGGGUGGUACCCGUCUAUGGCGGCUUUACUAAGAUGGAAAUGGAGCAGUGGUGGAAGCAGCAUGAAGAUAUUAGGAUGGGAGGGUAUUCCCGAAAUCAGGUUGAAGACGUUACGGGCUGCAUCCCAUUGCUCUUGAAUCGAUGCGUGGUGAAUGGGGCGAUUGAUUUGGCGGCCCCCGAAUUGAUCCAAAUCUCUGACGAAUCUGUGGCGUUUACGCAGCGAAUCAAGUCCACUGCUACGAAGUAUGAUUGGGAGUGGUACUGCGACUACGUGAGGGCUUGCAUUCGUAACCAGCCUAUAUCACCUGGAUGGACGGCACACAUCGAACUGAUCGACCAUCGAUACUUUUACCAGUUUAACGACAUCAUUGGGGGAUGUAGCUGCGGUUUAGUUCGUGACGCUGUAGCAAAUAAGCUUCUCGAGUUGUGA